This is a messenger RNA of Trichomycterus rosablanca, 1662 nucleotides long. It is a transcript of the gene adat1, whose product is annotated as adenosine deaminase tRNA specific 1. The record is from RefSeq and is a predicted model, not a curated record. Gene Ontology annotation, biological process: tRNA processing. Bases 152 to 1522 code for a protein of 456 amino acids. Lineage: Eukaryota; Metazoa; Chordata; Actinopteri; Siluriformes; Trichomycteridae. Gene Ontology annotation, molecular function: RNA binding; tRNA-specific adenosine deaminase activity. The transcript is spliced from 9 exons.
UGGAGUCGAUUUAGGACGCACCCACACGUGUUUCUAUACUUGUUGUAGCGACUCGGUUGAGGUUAUAAUCGCUAAUAUAAUACCAUCAUCUCCGGAUCCGUUUAUAUUCUGAGUUUAGGUGUGAAGUGGUGUCCAUAUAUUUGUGGUAGAUAUGGAUGAGGCGGAUGAAAUAUCCCGGAUGUGCUAUGAGCACUACAUGUCGUUACCGAGGAGAGGGAAACCUGAAGCAGGCCGGGAGUGGACUCAACUAGCGGCGGUCAUUCAGCUCACACACACCGUGCAGAGGAAGGUGGUGGCUCUGGGGACCGGCACCAAGUGUAUCGGACGCUCCGCCAUGAGUCCUAAAGGUGACAUUCUGAACGAUAGUCAUGCGGAGGUGAUUGCACGUCGGAGCUGUGUACGGUAUCUGAUGGAGCAGAUGUAUGAAGCCGUUACAGAAGAUAAAAGUUCAGUUUUCUGUCGAGCUGAUCGGAGCGGAAAAUGGAAAAUCAGACCUGAAGUUUCAUUCACCUUCUUCUGCAGUCACACACCGUGUGGAGACGCCUCCAUCAUCCCCAUGAUGGACAGCCAGGCGCAGCCGUGUCCACCAAUCACGACCGAGGUGGCCGUUCAGCGGACCAAUCAGGACUCGGGAAGCAGGAACAGGAAGCGGAGUGCUGAGAGUGAAGGCGGUGGAGUGAACAAACGUCCCAGAGCCGCUACAGAGGAGGAGGAACCCGGCGCGGAUCUGGGACACCGCCGGGCGGAGCCGGAUUGGGACGGGCGGGUCCUCGACGUGCACCGCACCGGGGCGAAGUGCGUCCCCGGGGAGCAGAGUGACCCCCGGGGGGCGGGGCCGGACUACCACAGAGCGGGGGUGCUGCGGGUGAAGCCGGGGCGUGGCCAGCCCACCCUGUCCCUCUCCUGCAGUGAUAAACUGAGCCGCUGGUGCACGCUGGGCUUCCAGGGGGCGCUGCUGAGCCACUUCCUACAGGGGGGCGUGUACUUCAGCGCCGUGGUGCUGGGGAAGUGUCCCUACAGCCCAGAGAGCAUGGAGAGAGCCGUCACCAGCAGGUGUGUUGGCGUGACGGAUCUCCCGGAUGGAUUUGCUCCUCACGUCCCCGACCUGCUGCAGUCGGGUGUGGAGUUCGUACACGGACGCUCACGCACUCAGCAAUCCCAUGAUGCCUCGCUGCAGGGCCGCGUGGUUCCGUGUGGAGCGGCUAUAAGUUGGUGCGCCGUCUCCUCCCAGCCUCUAGAUGUCACCGCUAACGGCUACAAACAGGGAGUAACCAAGAAAUCUCUGGGAACAGCUCAGGCUCGGUCAUUCAUCAGCAAGGUGGCGCUGUUUCACUACUUCCUCAAUCUGCUGGAGUCAACUCACCAAUCAGAGCGUCCGGAUUCUCUCCGGGGGAAGACGUUGAGCACGUACAGGGACUAUAAAGAAGCGGCGGAUGAAUACCAGCAGGCGUGGGCUGCACUGCGCGCUCAGGUCUUCACACCGUGGCCUCAAAGUCCUCGAGAGCUUCUGCACUUCACCUAACGCACAUACCGGCAUGCACACACCCAGUGUAUUCAGUCUGACUGAUGAUGUGUGACCAAAAGUAUCUGGACGCCCCUCUAAUGAGUGAAUUUAUGUGUUUAAGACAUAACAGUUAAUAUCAGGUGUAAUAAAUCAAUCAA